AUGGUGGGUCAACCUUCAACAACACCUGUGACGUACGGGAAGACCAGUUCCAACAUGGUGGGUCAACCUUCAACAACACCUGUGACGUACGGGAAGACCAGUUCCAACAUGGUGGGUCAACCUUCAACAACACCUGUGACGUACGGGAAGACCAGUUCCAACAUGGUGGGUCAACCUUCAACAACACCUGUGACGUACGGGAACAGUUCCCAGUCAACCUUCAACAACAUGGUACGGGAAGACCAGUUCCAACAUGGCCCCGGCAUCCCACACAUAGAGAAGCAGUUCGGGCUGACCAGCAAGAUGACCGCUGUGUUGACAUGCUGUCUGGACAUCGGCGGGGUCAGUAUAAUGCUGUUUGUCAGCUUCAUUGGCACCAAGUUCAACAUGGCUAAAGGGCUCGCUAUCGGAGCAUUCGUCAACGCAAUAGGAGCGUUAACAUUCUGCUUACCACACUUCUUCCACGAAGCACCAAAGUUUGAAGAAAACGUUAAAAAUGCCUCCGAAGCUGAUAUUUGCCCCCUGAGCGCUAUCAGUGCAGCCGUCAACGACAGCUCGCCAGCCAGCGUCCUCUACACCACAUACACCUUCAUGGUCGUUGGCGAUUUAUUGAGGGGGUUUGGCACGACGGUGAUCUUCACGCUGGGAACCGCCUACAUUGACGAGAACGGCAAAUAUCCUUUAUCAACCCUUUUCAUCACCGUGACGUAUGCAGCCGCGGAGAUUGGUGGCUCGGUCAGCGCCGUCCUCAGCGGCUACAUCAUGGAUAACGUCUACGUGGACUUCGACAAGGUCGACCCUACUCAAAUUCCAGAUCCCAAAAGCCCCAACUGGAUCGGUGCUUGGUGGCUGAAUUUCACGUACGCGUCUGGGCUCUUUCUUUUGACAUCCGUGCCAUUAUAUGGUUACCCAAAACGAUUGCCUGGUAACCAAGGCAACCAAGGCCCUGAAAAGGACAAGGUAGUUGUGAGCGGGAAAACGAUCGGAGAUAUGACCAAGAACUUGGUUCGAGAUUUCGUCCAUGCAGCCCGGCGACUCUUCUGCAACCUGGAAUUCGUCCUUCUGAGCGUGGCCUCGGCCGUCUCCACUUGUGCGGCUAUAGGAAUCGGGGUGUUCUCCUACAAAUACCUCACUAUGCAGUACGACGUCAGCUUCCAAGUCGCCGGGUACAUAACAGGUACCAAGUCAGCUUUAGGAGGGCUAGGUUACCUUGCUGGCAGUGCCGUCAUCCGGAGAUUCAACUUGCAUGCCCUCGGUAUUGAACGUAUUAGCUUUGGGCUGUCCCUGGCCUCCGCCAUUAUGAGCAUGGGACUGUUGGCCAGAUGUCCGAAUGUCCAGCUUGCCGGAGUUGAAGUCCCUUACAUGGGAGACAAUGCAACAAACGGUCUUUUAGCGGAGUGCCAACGUUCUUGCCAAUGUCAAGGUCAACCUUUCGAUCCCGUUUGUGGAGCAGACGACAUCGUGUACUACUCUCCGUGCCAUGCCGGUUGUGAAGAUAUGAUGUUCAAUGGAUCAGACCGGGUAAUGGAACGAGUUACGUAUCAGUUGUGUGUCCAGGUGGCGCUGGAAGACAACGUGCUGGAGUUGGGCCCCUUUUACCAGAAACCGUUGAUAGCGAGUUUGCCACCGGCAUUGCGAAGUGUUUGUUAA
This is a messenger RNA of Haliotis rubra (blacklip abalone), 1650 nucleotides long. Its product is annotated as solute carrier organic anion transporter family member 4A1-like. NCBI's taxonomy places the organism in Eukaryota, Metazoa, Mollusca, Gastropoda, Lepetellida, Haliotidae. Gene Ontology annotation, biological process: transmembrane transport; sodium-independent organic anion transport. Gene Ontology annotation, molecular function: protein binding. Bases 1 to 1650 code for a protein of 549 amino acids. Gene Ontology annotation, cellular component: membrane. The record is from RefSeq and is a predicted model, not a curated record. The transcript is spliced from 9 exons.